AUGCCAAGCCCUGCGUCUGCACAUGGUCUGCGCAGAGUGAGAGCUCUUGCUCACUUCGUAGUUGGAGCUUCCGCUUACUCACUUCCUUCAUCGGUCAGCGUUACCACCGACAACGCCACCAUGGCGCAACAGCCACCUCCGUUCUCCAGGCUGGCGCGGGAGAUAAGAGAUGAGAUCUACCGUCUAGCAUACCCACCUAACAGCCGAUGGCUGUGCCCUCAACCGCACGUACAAGUGCUGAAAACCUUCAGAACCCUUCGAAGAGCGAUCGGAGGAUACAGACCCGAGCCAACAUCGUCGCCACCCGUACCUUGCAUACCGGAGUGCCCACUCAAUGCCAUGAUUGUCAAUAAGCAGUACUACUCCGAGGCCGCACAGGUGUACUUCGAGACUACGGCUUUAGUGGACGAGGACCGCGAGAAAGGUGUCUCCACUGAACUAUUUGCCUUAGUACCAUCACUCCAGACACGCGUCAUCAAAUUCUCCGGCGACUGGAGAUCUAUGGACGAACGAGAAGGACGACCUGUCUUGCCCGAGAUGCCCAACCUGAAGCGGCUCACGCUGUACAUCGACGAUGACACUUUCGACACCGUCACCCACAAGCAUAUUUGUAUUGAUGAGUUCAACGGCAGUGACUUCGCGCAUUUCCAAGACGUGAAGGAGCUCUUACGCUUUCCCUCUCUACAGAAGGUGGAGCUGACGGCCGGCUACUGUAGUAUGGCAAUAAUUCCAGAGGAAGAGAAGAUUUGGGCCAGGAACAUUGCCGUGCUUGAGACAUACAUCAACGAGCGACUCCAGCAGCGAAAUAGCACAGGCGCAGCUGCUAGCCAUCGAAGUCUGCGGCAAGCUUGCCAAUAUGAUAUUCAGGAAGAAGAGGGUAGCCAGUCGAAGCACCUGGAUUCGCUGAAAUCGCAGGCUCUGGAUAUAUCGGAGCAAAUGGCUGCAUUGACUAAGAAGUUUUCGGCCUUGCAGGAGGGCAUCAAGGAUGUCGAGGCGCGAAUCAAAACUGAAGCAAGAGAUGUAUGA
Messenger RNA from Fulvia fulva, 1026 nucleotides. RefSeq lists its product as uncharacterized. NCBI's taxonomy places the organism in Eukaryota, Fungi, Ascomycota, Dothideomycetes, Mycosphaerellales, Mycosphaerellaceae. The record is from RefSeq and is a predicted model, not a curated record. The transcript has 2 exons. Bases 1 to 1026 code for a protein of 341 amino acids.